Molecule: messenger RNA, 807 nt
Organism: Ostreococcus tauri
Lineage: Eukaryota; Viridiplantae; Chlorophyta; Mamiellophyceae; Mamiellales; Bathycoccaceae
Product: unnamed product
Exons: 1
Coding region: 1-807 (268 amino acids)
Source: RefSeq, a predicted model, not a curated record
AUGGCCGUCGCCGCGCGCGCGCGACCGAGCGCGCGCGCGCGCGCGGGACCGCCGGCGCGACGCGGACGACGCGACGGGCGUUUAAAAAUGAGAGAAUAUGCUCUUCGCGCCGUGGGCGACGCGAGCGACACCGACGCGUCGCCCUCGGGCGAGGUCUUCGUCGCGCGCGUGCCCCUGGAGGGAUUCGAAGGCGUGUCCACGGCGGCGGCGGCGGUGUUCGGCGCGCGGGGGGCGCGGCGAGCGAGCGACGCGCAUUGGAUGGUUUUGGUGCGACACGCUGGGGACGACCACGCGAGCGUGUACGAUUUUCUGCCGACGUCGCCGAAAUCGCCGGCGACGGCGGCGAAAUUGUUGGCGGGACGUGAAGUGCGGGGUGAGAUUCGAUCGAGACGCAUGGCGGGGGUGCCGGCGCGCGGAAGGCGGUGCGUGCGGGUGGGGACGACGCGGGUCGGGUUGGGCGGACGCAUCGGAAUCGAGAGCGCCAUCAGCGAUUUCCACGCGAGGUGGAACGCCGAGGAGUUGAAGCUCGGGACGAAUGACUGCAGGAAUCACGCGAAGGAGCUCGCGAAGUGGUUGACGUGCGAUUACGGACAGGGUUUGGAGUUCGAUGUAGGGGAAAACGGGGAUAUGACGUGUCGACAAACGGAGGAAUUUGCGACCGAGGAAGAGGACGACGUCGUCCCCGAGUUUGUUCCGGAGCCGACGAUGCGUCCGCGCUCGACCGUCGCCGCCGCGGCGAGAUCAGAACGGAAGGAGAAGAAGCGUCAAAAGAGCAAGGGUGCGAAAAAGUCACCCAAAAAAUCCUGA